Messenger RNA from Chroicocephalus ridibundus (black-headed gull), 12349 nucleotides. It is a transcript of the gene SHPRH, whose product is annotated as SNF2 histone linker PHD RING helicase. Gene Ontology annotation, biological process: nucleosome assembly; DNA damage response; protein polyubiquitination. Gene Ontology annotation, cellular component: nucleosome; nucleus. The record is from RefSeq and is a predicted model, not a curated record. Gene Ontology annotation, molecular function: ATP binding; ubiquitin protein ligase activity; ATP-dependent chromatin remodeler activity. Bases 177 to 5258 code for a protein of 1693 amino acids. Lineage: Eukaryota; Metazoa; Chordata; Aves; Charadriiformes; Laridae. The transcript is spliced from 30 exons.
UUCUUCCCGCUGUGCCACCGGCCCAGGGGUCGCCAGCCCGUCCCCCGACCCAGCCACGCACCCCCAGCCGCCGCCGCCGCGCAGGGGGGCCUGCCCCGAGCUGGGAAGGAGCCGUGGCUGCUAGGGCUGCAGCGUUACCCCUUCGAGACUGAAAAUACGUUUGAGAAAACGACAAAAUGAGUAGUCGUCGAAAACGUGCACCUCCAUCAAAAGUAGAUGAGGAGAAAAAGAAAAAGCUCUGCUGGAAUAUGCAUGAAGACCGGAGAAAUGAGGUGAUAACAUUAGAUGAUGAAGUGACUAAUGACGACCACGUUCCAGGUCCAAGCACUUCUUCUGCAUCCUUCAUUGUUAUAAAUGAUGAUAGCACUGAUGAAGAUCUCAUUCAAAAAGAAGGCAGUGGCUCAAAAUCUGUUAAGUUUUUGACAGUUAACGAUGAAGAUGACUCUUAUUCCAUCUUGCCUCCCGUGUCAGUACAGCUAAAUAUUAUAGUCUUGCCAUACCGUGCAGAUGGGUCCUGGAAAGCUUUGUUGGGAGAAUUUGCUCUUCAUCUUCCUUCUGAGCAAAUUCUAACUGAUGAAUUCCAUGAAAGGAGCUUUACUUUGAAAGGAGACUCUGAUGAUCAGCUGCAGGUCUGUGUUCAUGAAAGAAGUGAAGAAGAGUACAGUAAUGAAACAAAAGAAUACCAGGGUGCUUAUGAACAAUGUAUUUUGGUGGAACCAACUUUAGGUGGUGAAAUAUUGGAAGGCUUGAGGUGGUUGCAAAAGAAAAAGAUAAUUGGACUUUAUCAAAGACCUGGAGAAGCUCAAGCUUUAAAGGUCGGAAUUUACCUGCUGGAAGCUGGGCUAAGUAAACCAGAGUUUCUCAGUGAUGGAGGUGGAAGACCCAAAAAAGCUAAUCAGCUGAUUCAGAAACUCAUGGAGAAGUUCUAUAGUUUUUUAAUUCCAGAUGAGCUGGAGGAAGAUGAGGAAGAAUCUGACACAGAACUAGAGCGACAAAAUAUUGAAGAGCUUUAUGACUUUGUAAGGCACACCCAUCAGCAGGAUAUCCAGUUACUGAGAGAGGAUGUGCAGCAUCCUGCAUUAAUUCCUAUCCUGAGGCCAUACCAAAGUGAUGCCGUCAACUGGAUGCUUCACCGAGAGAACCUCACAAGCAGUGGCAAGUAUUUAGAAAAUGCACUGCACUUCUUAUGGCGGGAGGUCACCACUCUGGAUGGAGUAAAAAUCUACUAUAAUCCAUUUACUGGCUGUAUUAUCCGUGAGCAUCCGAUUGCUGGACCCCAGUGGCCUGGAGGUAUUUUGGCAGAUGAGAUGGGUCUCGGAAAAACAGUAGAAGUGUUGGCUCUUAUUCUGACUCAUACCCGACCAGACAUUAAACAAGAUGAUCUGACAUUACCUGAGGGUAAGCUUGUGAACUUCUUUGUUCCACCUAAACCUUUAGAAGGAAAUAAAAAGAAAAAAACAAAGGAGAUGGAGCUUAAACUGAAGGAAAAAAUACAAUAUCCCAGCUUACGAGUGAUGAUAUUAGCAGCUGUAAAGGAAAUGAAUGUGAAGAAAGGAGCAUCCAUUAUUGCAAUAUUUAAGUACAUCAGUUCUAUAUAUAGGUAUGACAUACAGAGAAAUAGACGGCUUCUCAAAAGAACUCUAGAAAAACUACUUGCAGAACAAGUAGUAGAGCAAGUCAAAGGACAUGGUCUGGCUGGGUCUUUCAAGCUGGGGAAGAAUUACAAGGAACAGAAGAAACGAGAAAGAACCAAAGAGCAGAUAGCCAGGACUUCAGAAAGCAUUCAGAAGAAGCAGUUAAUUGAUGCUAAAACUCAAACCAAAGAAUCAAGAAACAGUGAAAACGUCCCUAAAAUCCCUUUACAGGUGGCUAUCACCAUGGAAGACCAUGAUUAUUGUACAACUAGCAAAAAUAACAGGAAAUCUGAAGCAGAUUAUGAGAACUCUGUAAAAGAGAUUAACGUUCAGGAAGAAGCCGUGGUCCCGAAGUCUCCUGAUUUGCAUGGCAACGUCCUUGUCUGCAGUGACGUGAGCAGUCAUCCCGACUUUGGUGUUUCUAAAACUACAGCUGAUGUCCAGCAGGAAGUUCCAAAGGACCAGUCCUCACAUUCCAAAGAACAUGCUGGCAGUAGUGUACAACAUGCCAGUUCUGUAUUUCCAUUUAAUACUUCUGAAUAUCGUUUUGAAUGCAUCUGUGGUGAGCUUGGAUUGGCCGACUAUAAAGCUCGUGUGCAGUGCCUGAAAUGUUACUUAUGGCAGCAUGCAGAAUGUGUAAACUACAAAGAGGAAAACCUGAAGAUCAAGCCCUUCUACUGUCCCCAUUGUCUCGUGGCAAUGAAACCAGUUUCCACAGGAGCAACUCUGAUAAUUUCUCCGAGUUCUAUUUGUCAUCAGUGGGUAGAUGAGAUCAACAGGCAUGUAAGAUCAUCUUCUCUUCGAGUUCUGGUGUAUCAAGGUGUGAAGAAGCAUGGCUUUUUGCAGCCACACAUGUUGGCAGAGCAGGAGGUGGUUAUCACAACAUAUGAUGUCCUCCGCGCUGAACUGAACUAUGUAGAUAUACCCCACAGUAACAGUGAAGAUGGGCGCCGUUUCAGGAACCAGAAGCGGUACAUGGCCAUCCCAAGCCCCUUAGUAGCAGUGGAGUGGUGGAGGAUCUGCCUUGAUGAAGCGCAAAUGGUUGAAUGCACUACUGCAAAGGCUGCUGAAAUGGCACUCCGUUUAAGUGGAAUCAAUCGCUGGUGUGUCAGUGGCACUCCUGUGCAGCGAGGAUUAGAAGAUCUGUAUGGAUUAGUCCUUUUUCUUGGAGUUGAUCCUUACUGGGUCAAACAUUGGUGGGACCAACUUUUAUAUCGACCGUAUUGUAGGAAAAAUCCCCAGCCUCUCUACAGUCUAAUUGCCAAGAUAAUGUGGAGAUCAGCAAAGAAGGAUGUGAUUGACCAAAUUCAAAUUCCCCCUCAGACAGAAAAUGUGCAUUGGCUUCACUUUUCUCCUGUGGAGAGACACUUCUAUCAUCGCCAGCAUGAGGUGUGCUGCCAGGACGCGUUGGCAAAACUCAGGAAGAUUUCAGACUGGACUCUUAAGCUUAGUAGCCUAGAUAGAAGGACUGUGACUUCUAUUCUGUACCCUUUGCUGCGGCUGAGGCAGGCCUGCUGUCAUCCACAAGCUGUUCGGGGAGAGUUCCUGCCACUGCAGAAAAGCACCAUGACGAUGGAGGAACUGCUAACAUCUCUGCAGAAGAAAUGUCGAACAGAGUGUGAGGAAGCUCACCGACAGUUGGUGUGUGCUCUUAAUGGCUUAGCUGGUAUCCAUAUCAUCAAAGGAGAAUAUGCACUGGCUGCAGAGCUGUACAGAGAAGUGUUACGAUCAUCUGAAGAGCACAAAGAAAAGCUCAAAACAGAUUCCUUGCAAAGACUUCAUUCUACACACAACUUGAUGGAAUUGUUGUUGGCAAAGCACCCAGGAAUUCCCCCAACUUUACGUGAUAGCCAACUUGCAGAAGAGGCAGAACAACUUCGACAGCAUUAUAUGAGUAAAUCCAAUGCAGAAGUUGCAGAAGCCCAUCAGGCAUUACAGCCAGUUCUUCAGACCAUUCGGGAGCUCCAGAGAAAGAUACAUUCAGGUUCUCCUUGGUGGUUGGAUGUCAUCCAGACAGCAAUACAGUAUGCCAUCGAUGAAGAGCUUGUUCAACGUGUGCAAAAUGAAAUAACCAGCAACUACAAACAGCAGACUAAUAAAUUCUCCAUGGCAGAGAAAUUCCGUGACUGCAGAGGCCUUCAAUACCUGCUCACAACCCAGCUGGAGGAAGUGAAGAAGUUCCAGAAGAUUGUGAGAGAAGCAGUGAAAAACUUAGAAGGCCCUCCCUCUAAGCAGGUUAUUGAGGCUGCCACUAUCUGCCAUUUGCGACCUGUUAGACUUCCACUCAACAACUGUGUCUUUUGUAAGGCUGAUGAGUUGUUCACAGAAUACGAGUCGAAGCUCUUUUCUCAGACUGUUAAAGGCCAAAUGGCAAUAUUUGAGGAGAUGAUAGAAGAUGAAGAGGGGCUCGUUGACGACCGUUUGCCCACCACGAGCAGAGGACUGUGGGCAACCAGUGAAACUGAACGUGCCUUGAAAGCUAUUCUCUCCUUUGCCAAAGCUCACCGAAUGGAUGUUAAACUAACUGAAGAAGGCAGCAUAUUUCUGGAACUCUUUGAAGCAUGGAAAAAGGAAUAUAAGUUACUUCAUGAAUAUUGGAUGGUACUGAGGGAUCACGUGUCUGCUAUUGAUGAACUGGCAAUGGCUACAGAACGGCUGAGGGUGCGCCAUCCUGAUGAGCCAAAACCAAAUCCACCAGUUCUCCACAUCAUAGAACCACAUGAGGUAGAGCAAAAUCGAGUGAAACUUCUGAAUGACAAGGCAGUUGCCAAAUCACAGCUUCAAAAGAAAUUAGGACAACUUCUGUAUCUCACUAAUCUGGAGAAAUCUCAGGAUAAAACGACUGGGGGAGUUAACCCAGAACCAUGUCCAAUCUGUGCACGUCAACUGGGAAAACAGUGGGCGGUGCUGACAUGUGGACAUUGUUUUUGUAACGAGUGUAUAGCUAUCAUCAUAGAACAGUACAGUGUUGGCACCCGCCGGAGCUCCAUUAAAUGUGCCAUUUGCAGACAGACAACAUCUCAUAAAGAAAUAUCGUAUGUCUUCACUGCAGAAACUGCGAAUCAGGAGGAUGAUAUUCCUGUAAAGGGAAGUCACUCCACCAAAGUGGAAGCUGUGGUCCGAACACUGAAGAGAAUUCAAUUUAAAGAUCCAGGGGCUAAGUCCUUAGUUUUCUCAACGUGGCAAGAUGUGUUGGACAUAAUUUCAAAAGCUUUGUAUGACAACAACAUGAUUUUUUCUCAGAUCAAUGGAAUUAGUAAAUUUCAGGAAAAUCUCUCUGCAUUUAAAUACGAUCCCAACAUCAAUAUUUUGCUGCUUCCUCUUCACACUGGUUCCAAUGGACUAAACAUCAUCGAAGCGACUCACGUUCUGCUUGUGGAACCUAUUCUGAAUCCUGCACAUGAGCUACAGGCUAUUGGCAGAGUACAUCGUAUUGGCCAAACAAAAUCUACCAUCGUUCAUAGAUUCCUGAUAAAAGCAACAAUAGAAGAGAGAAUGCAGACUAUGCUGAAAACUGUAGAUAGAAGCCAUACAAGCUCUUCCAUGAAACAGUCAGAAGCCUCAGUUCUGACAGUGGCAGAUUUGGCUGACCUUUUUACAGAGGAAACUGAAGAACUUGAGUGAAAACACUGGUUUGGCCUAAUGAAAUCAGAAAGUACCUGACCUAAAAAGCACUGGUAUAUAAUCCACUUGAUCUGUCAUCCUGUAAACAUCAUCCACCAUUUGUAUGUAACAAAGCUAUUGGAAAUCAAAGUCUUAAUUGUUACUGUUUUAGUCUGUGGUGAAAUUCUUUGCAGCACACACUUACGAUAGCACUGGAGGAAAUUUGCACUUUGCACAUUAUACAAAAACGUGGAUUUUAUUCCCAAAGAGCAUUUGACCUGGAUGCUAAAACUGAGAUCUUGGACCCUUGGUUGAGAGGACUUUUACCAUCAGGUUUGAUUGGCUAGUAGCUCAGUCUGAGCAAAACUAUGUGGGUGGUUGGGUGGGAAAGGGAAGCAGAGAAACACAAAUCUAAUUUUUUUUACUGUACAAAGAAUUGUUAGAAAGAAUGACUGUAAAUUAAUAUUCUUCUAGAAAGGGCUUGUUAGUAUUUAAUGCAGAGUUAUGGAACGUCUUAUUGGUAACACUUUAAAUGAAUAAUAUUUACUAAUAAUUUGGAUAUUUGUAUUAGGCUUUUAGAUAUUCAUAAAGACUUGUGACAGUUAAAAGUUUCAUUGUUAAUGCUUGCUUACUGCAAAAUAAUGAUAAUUAAAUUAUGCUUUUUGUAUGUGUGUUGGUCUGGCAAUCAGUUAAAUACUUGAACUUACUGUACAUGUUUCCACUUAUUCUUGAAGCCAUGACUAAUUUAGCGCUUUGUUUAAAAAAGAAAAAAAAGGUAAUGCAUUCGUUACAGAAUUUUUGAAAAAUUAAUUGGUUAAGCUGCUGAUCACUUUAUAAUAAUUUGGUGCUCGUGUACAUUUUUCUCACCCUGAUUUUUUGUUGUCUAGUUCUUCCCCUUAAAGAUGCAGCAAUCUAAAUAUUCAAAAUAGAUGCAAUUAAGGUAGGCAGUCAAAUUAAGUACCUAAUCUAAAUUAGAUAAUUAGUGGAGAGAGAUGAAACUUUUGUGAAAUGUCAUCCUUAGACAUGAGCGAUCACUCUACCCCAUCUCUAUUGAGAGUAGAGAGUUUAGAAAACAAAUCUAGACUAACUUUGACUGCUGAAAGUAGGUAAGAUAAAUUUUAAGCCUUUUGGCAUAGGUUACGGGUACACAUUUAUGUAACACCAUUUCUGAAGGUAUUACAGAAGCAAGCUCAGUUACGCAGUUGAUGUUAAACACAAUUUUGUGUUUAGAGACUGGCAAAUGUAUAUGCAUAAGCAACAGGCUACUUCCCUCAAAUUACAAUUAUUUACUGUUUCAGUAGACAAUGGGGUUUUUUGUAUGUUUUUGAAUCUUACUUGAGGUUGAACUUAAAAUGAGUCCUUUAAGAAAUCCCAUCUUAGAAUUUUUAUUCUAAUCCUGUCUGUUAAAUAGAUUUGCCAUAUAGUUAUUGAGCUUCUUGAGUUCCGUUUUCAGUCAUACUGCAUUUGAGUUGCACCGUUUGGGUAUUAAUCCUGUCUGCAUGGCAGACAAGUUUUCUGCUACUGACAACAAAUGUGAAUAGAAUUUACAUGAAUAAUAUUGCGUCAAGAAGUGGGUUUUUGGCAUUUAUAGUCUGUUGUCCUUCUGGACCAAUGAGAUACUUUGUACUAAAGACUAUUUGAGUAAAUUUAGACAAUGUAUCUUUAUUUCCCGUAAUUGUAAUAUGUAUUAGUCUUAUAUAUACAUUUGUUUUGGAGAUGACUGAUUUUUUUGCAGAUCACAGUUUGCAGCAAGGGAAAUAGAAUAGAUAGUAGACUUUUUUCUAAAUGAGAUUGAUCAAAAAGUUUGCACAGAAACUGUGACAUCUCCAUCCUUGAAUGUAUCGGGAACUCGAAUGACCCUGAGCAACCUGAUCCAGCUUCAGAGUUGGCCCUGCUUUCAGUGGUGUGUUGAACCAAAUGACCUGCAUGGAUCCCUUCCAGCCUAAAUUAUUCCACAGUGUACUGGAGAUCAUGCUGUACAGACACUCCAGGAACUCUGAGGGCAGCAACAUUCCAGUUUCUUCAUCGUCCUCGGAGAAUUUUAACACCGUACAACAUAAUGUGACUGAAUAUUACAGCUGCUGUUCACUCUGAUAAAUGUGUAUCUGUGUCAAAAACUGUGGAACCACAUAGUGUUUACAUUCAUAGCUCCCAUUUUAAAUAACCAGGUGUGGGAAUAAUAGUUAUCAGUGAAUGUGAAGAUAGAGAAGCAAACUGAAAAUUAUCUGCUAUGAGAGGUUUCCCAAGCUCUGCAAGUUUUUGGCUUGUUUAUAUAAGGACAGUGGUUUCACUGCUUAUUUACAAAAAUGUGGUGUUUGGAUUCCUAACCAGAAGCAUAGCUUCUCAUCAAGCAACGCAUGAGUCCUGACUUACGUUUUUUUUAUGCUCACUUAACAGCAUGGAAUGUCAGAGAUCCAGCAUGUUGCUGUGAGUUGUCCCCUGUAUCAGCCGAAUGUUCACAAGUCCAUGAGGCCUGAUGGGAUUCAUCCCAGAGUUCUGAAGGAGCUGGCGAAUGUUAUGGCAGGACCAUUCUCGGUCAUCUUGGGAGUCUGGGGAGGUCCCUGCUGACUGGAAGCUAGCAAAUCUUAUUCUGAUUCACAAGAAGGACAUGAGGGAAGACCCAGGGAACUACAGACCUGUUAGUCUAACGUCAGUUCUUGGAAAAAUUAUGGAGAUUAUACCAGGUACUACUGAAAGGCAUUUACAGAAUAAUGCAAUCAUCAGGCACAGUCAACAUGGGUUCACAAAGAGAAAGUCCUCUUUAACUAAUCUGAUGUCCACCUGCCUAGUGGAUGGAGGGAAGGCAGUAGAUGUAGUUUGUCUGGAUUUUAGCAAGGCAGUAUGACAUACUGUCCCUCACAGUACCCUUUCGGACAAGUUGUCCAACUGUGAAAUGAGCGGGUUCACAGUGCGCCGGGUGAAGAACUGGCUGAAGGCUGGGGCUCAAAGGGUGGCAGUGAAUGGGGCUACAUCUGUCUGGUGACAGGUCACCAGCGGUGUUCCUCAGGGCUCGAUUCUAGUGCCAGUUCUGUUCAAUAUGUUUUUAUCAAUGAUGUGGAUGCAGGAGUUGAAUGCACCAUUAGUAAGUUUGCUGAGGAUACCAAAGUGGGAGGUGCUGUUGACUCUCUUGAGGGACAGGAGGCCUUGCAGAGGUAUCUAGAGAGAUUGGAGCAUUGGGCAGUGAUUAAUGGGAUGAAAUUUAACAAGUUCAAAUGCUGGAUUCUGCACCUAGGGUGGAUUAACGCAGUUGACUUGGUUUGUAUUCUGCACUGCAGGCUUUGAAGCAGCACUAGAAUAAAUGGUGAGAGAAUAGAGGGCACAUUUGACCUGAAGCGAUGAGCACCUACUUUUACAUCACCAAAUUGCAGAUUUAGUUAAACAAGGUAAAAGUCAACCUAAAUCUUUUGGGGAUGGGGGUGUAUUUUUGUGUAAUUUCCAAACAUUACUAUAUUAGGCUGUGGAACAAUAGUUCCUGGGAAUGCCUCUUGUACUUCCCUGUUGGCAACCCAGGUUCUGCAAAUGGAGAAAUCUUAGUUGCAAAAAGUUUCUUAUCUUCUCUUUGUUAACAUAAAGGCCACUUCCUGCUCACAAAAGGACAUUUGCUCUCAAAAUGGCAAAUAGUUAUACUAAUUCUUCGUUCUCCCAUGUAUAUUAAUGCACAUUUAUAUUAUAAGAAUGUUUCAGCAGCUGUAAGCAGCAGAAUUAGUUUCUAUUCCAGCUUGUCCCAACAUACUGGAAAGUAAACGAAGUAGUGCAGGUGUAAAGCUAACAGCUCCUCCCUGCAAAAUGUGUUCUUUGAUAUGGGUCACUUUUUAAAAAAAAAAAAAAAAAAAAAAUAUAGGCAGUCUUUAUUCUGCAGCAGGUAUACCUAAAUAUGACAUAAGUUCUUCCAUAGUGUACUGCUGUUCUCUUAAAUGUAUGCCACCUUCAUAGCACUAACCUUCAACUACCAGAGAGAGCAUGCUGUGUGUCUGGCCCACACAGGAGGGGGACCAUCAAACAAGGAAAGGACAGGACGUACAUGUGUUGUUUCUCUUCUAGUCUUCUAGUUUCUCUUCAAGUCUACACAGUCUUAGUCAAGCAAUGUAGGACUCUAUGGAAGAGAUUAUACUGUGCUAACCCCUGCCACCAGAAAGCAGAUCUGAUGAAAUGAUGUUCUGUCAUACAGCUCCUCUUUCAGAGGUAGAAAGCCCAGAGCAUUUUACCACCAGCCAGAAAAGAGAUGAAGGGAAGAUCUCUGAGUCCUGGUGAUCCAUUCAGAGCUGCUGCUGUUGCACAUGCUGCAGUGGAGCUAGACCUUGCGCUGGAUGGAGCUGGAGGAAAUGGGAAGGAGGUUGAGGGGAAAAGUUGAACGGUUUUAAACCCUUCCUCUGUGUGCCCUUCUACUGAUUUUUCUGUGGGAGAAAUGAGUCACUGCUAUGAGCAAUGAAUAAACAAAGGGUGAAAGAUUCUAAGCGUAACCUAUUCAUUGGAGCUUAAUGUCUGAAGACAUUUAGACAAAUGCAGUGGCACACUUUUGUGUGUUCAUGAUUUGAGAUUAUAGUCACUUUCUUACUGAAAUCUAUGAAUAUGCUGGGCUUUGCAGUGGUUGAGCAAAUGGGAAUACUGAAAAGUUUUGACCCUAUGAUACAUGUUUUAAUGUGCACCUAAGGAAAAUCAUAAGAUUCCCUAACCAAAUUUAUGCUCUGGGUUUGUGAAGGGUAACAUUUCAAACUCCUAAGAUACAUGUUUACAGACUACCCUGGAACAAACUGGCAAGUUUUGCUUAAUAAAGGUACUGACUCACUUCUGCUGUAAAUGCACAAGUGUCUCUGAAGGGGCAAGACGGUGGACUUUGUAAUUGCACUUGGGAAAUUUUGCACCUCGCAAACUUCCAUGUCAGCAGAGGGGAUGGAAGGCAGUAAGCCGAGCCCAGCCCUGGUGUGCAGGCAAACGGAGCGCUGAGAAGUCUCGGCAAAGGUUUGAGCCCGCUGUGCGGGAAGAGGGUCAAGUCAAAGGUAUUUCUGGGGAAUCUCCUCUUUUGCAUGCUGUAAUCAUCAGGCAUCUCGCAUGCACAGAUUUUCUGUAAAGUUUCUGUGACUUUUAACAUACGCUUCCUGCAUCAGCAAGCUAACGCUAUUCAAAAGGACUGUUCUGUUUUCCCUGUGGAGCAUGAAUCUUUUUUGUUACUCAUUCUUAACAAAAGUGUCUCAGAAUCAUUUACAUCUCUCAUUAAAAAGCCUCUGAAGUAGAAUCGAAGGACGUAACAACAGCAAAGGAGGAGACAAAGUGAAUGACGUGAAGGGGUCCUGCUUCUGCCUAGCAGAGGGCACACGAUGCUGCUGCUGUAGCACAAGAGAAAAACGUGCGGAGGGGGCACAGUAAGGGAUGGGUCCAGCCCUGUCCUCUGGAAAUUGAUUCUAAAAUUGGUAGGAAAGGCUUUCUGAGUAGCCUAGAUCUCCACUGAUUCUGGACUUUAGGAGUCCAUUUGGUCUUUUUUUUUUUUUUUUUUUUUUUAAAGCACUUGAUGCUCCAGAGAGAUUUUAAAGCCCAAAACCAUGACCUUGGACUUGAUGUCUUGAGAGAUUCUUUCACCUUCCACUGAACUAAAAAAACUCCACCUUUAACUCCCACUAGAGAAAGAAGUUGGAAGGGCAAAGAUACAGAGAGGUCUUCAGAGAUAUCUUGAUUUUGAACUGCAGAGGGAAGUUUGACUCUGCCUGUGCUUUGCAACAUGAUGUUUGCUGGCUGCUUCUGCGCUGAUUUCUUUAACUUCAGCAGAUGCCACUGACAUGGGACAGGGUGAGUUGUCUAUUUUUUCUUGAAGAAAAUACCGCCAUUGAUUAUUGAAAAAGAGUAUUUCCAUGGAGCACCUAUAGCAACACAGAAACCCUUUAAGCCAAGUUCUUCAAGUGUGCUGGUGUAAUUGCCAGCUUUAAAACUUAAUAUUAAAUCAUAAUCCACAACAGGCAUGUAAUAAUAGAAGGCAGUACUUCCUUGGUGUCAUGCUGAUGUACAGUGGGACACAGAAUAAUCUUAGAUAGUACCAAAACAAAAUUUCUUUCACAACCUCUGAAUUAGUUUUCUACUAUAACUUUGUUGCUUACAAAAGGAUAGCUAGAGCCUUUGUAAUGUUUUAAAUCGAAAUAGAUACAAAUUUAAAAAUAAAGCAGUCAGUUGCUUUAGUGUCAGCUGUGCCGGUUCCUCAUUUAUUCAUGUUAUUAUUUGGUUACUAUAAUAAUGUUAAAUUUAAAAAUCAUUUGCAAGUUAAUCCUGAGAUAGAUCUUUGAAUUACAUCUCAUUUUUAAAUUUUUUUCAAAUAUUGUUUUGGUAAUCAAAUUACUAUAAAUUACACGCUUUUUGAUAGAAAAUGUUUUCUUUUAUAUUAAUACAGAUUAACAAAUACUUUGUCAGGUAUUUGCAAGCAAUUUGAUGUCCUGUAACUUAAUUAUAGAUUUCAGUGUGGAAACAGAGCCUAAUUGAAUUGUUCUAGUAACAGAAUAGUGAAACUAAUCAGCUUUUGCGGUGUCAAGCUAAUGACUUUUAGAAAGCAGCCCAUGGGAGAGAAAAGAGCAGUUUUCAAUUGUGUUCCAAAACUGAAAUUCCUGGAUGAUAAGCCAAGAAAGAGCAUUUUGAUUACCUGAUCUGUUUCCUUGCAUUAUAUAGAUGUAAUUUCAAUGAAAUAAUUUAGCUAGAAAGUAGCGAAAUCAGAUUUUUAUUUGAAAAUUACCGGGGGUGGAUAAAUGUACAACUUAAUGUUCCCUUGGUCUCCAAGUAACUUAGCGUUCCCAUCAAUAGCCUUUCUUUUGCAUUCACAAUUUGUUGCCAGAAUCACGUCAUACUGUCUCUUAAGGUUUGCAGCUAUUUCAGAGUCUUUGUGAACGCAAAGUUUUGUCUUGUACUAUCCUGCUACUGAAAUAAUACCGAUUGUUGUAAUAUUCAUUAAAUAUCUUUUUCUUUCUGUCUUUCUGGUUUGUGGAAAAAUAGCUGGUGCCUCUUCUGAGAGAGACAGUGCUUGAUAAUUUGUAUUCCUGUUCCUCAGUGUGUAACUGAACUGUCGGAUAGAUAUGGAACUGUUAAAUAGUAUCAAUUAAUAGGAACGCUCUGCAUGUGUAAAUAACUGUUAUUCAAAA